UGCCCUCUUUGCUCCUGCCACCACCCACCUCGGGCGCCGGAACAGGAGGCUCUCGGCUCCAUCAGGAACCACCUCUUGGGUCCGGCGGGCGCCCUCGCCCUGGGCGGCUCGCCCACCCCGGGCUCGCUGCCCACGGUGCCAGCUCUGCCGUAGAUCUCCCCAGUCCGCCGCAGCGGCCUAUGCUCGACGUAGGUUUUUCUUUCCCCUUCGGAGCCGUGACGGACUGGGGUUUUCUUCCCUGCUGCCUCCCCCUCGAUGGUCAGCGCGGCGCUGGCCCAGGACUGGGCAUUUCUGCUCGUUUUCUCUUUGGCGAGGCGGUUCCUCGCCGUCUGACCUUUGCUCUGCUGCCGCAUUUUAUGCUGUGCAACUGCGUUGCAGUUGCCUUUCCCUUCCCUGGCCUCUGCGGGGCCCGGGGCUUCUCGGCCUCCUCGUGUCUCCCUGUCCCCGGGCACCGAGCUGUGCCAGGCCUCGAGGCCGCCGGGCCGCACUGGGGCUGUGGUGGGGGCUGAAGGUGCGUUUACAUAACGCCGCCGGGCGUGUGGGAGCUGGAGGAAGAGGUUGCGUGCGUAGGAGAGAUAAGGCUCUCGCUUUCCCUCCUUUCUUGGUGGUACCAGGCUUGACAUCCCUGAGAAGAGAGAAGGAGAGAGACGGGCCCCUAGAAGCCUGUUUCUCCGCACAGCCCAGAACCUCAGGCCCCAUGGAGCCCCCAAUCCCACAGAGCGUCGCCCUGACUCCCAGCUCGGUCAUGGUCCAGCCCCUUCUGGACAGCCGUAUGGCCCACAGCCGGCUCCAGCACCCGCUCACCAUCCUCCCCAUCGACCAGAUGAAGACCAGCCACGUGGAGAACGACUACAUAGACAGCCCUGGCUUGGCCCCCGCCACUGGCCCCAAGCGGACCCGGAGCGGAGCCCCGGAGCUGGCCCCGACGCCCGCCCGCUGUGACCAGGAUGUCACCCACCACUGGAUCUCCUUCAGCGGCCGCCCCAGCUCCGUGAGCAGCAGCAGCAGCACCUCCUCUGACCAGCGCCUCUUAGACCACAUGGCCCCACCGCCCGUGGCCGACCAGGCCUCCCCGAGGGCCGUGCGCAUCCAGCCCAAGGUGAUCCACUGCAAGCCGCUGGACCUCAAGGGCCCGGCCGUGCCCCCAGAGCUGGACAAGCACUUCUUGCUGUGCGAGGCCUGCGGCAAGUGCAAGUGCAAGGAGUGCUCGUCGCCCCGGACGUUGCCCUCCUGCUGGGUCUGCAACCAGGAGUGCCUGUGCUCCGCGCAGACCCUGGUCAACUACGGCACCUGCAUGUGCCUCGUGCAGGGCGUCUUCUACCACUGCACCAACGAGGACGACGAGGGCUCCUGCGCCGACCACCCGUGCUCCUGCUCCCGCUCAAACUGCUGCGCCCGCUGGUCCUUCAUGGGCGCCCUCUCCCUGGUGCUGCCCUGCCUGCUCUGCUACCUGCCCGCCACUGGCUGCGUGAAGCUGGCCCAGCGCGGCUACGACCGCCUGCGCCGCCCCGGGUGCCGCUGCAAGCACACGAACAGCGUCAUCUGCAAGGCGGCCGCCGGGGACGCCAAGGCCAGCAGACCCGACAAGCCUUUCUGACACUCAGGGCCGAAGCCCCGGCGCUCCCCCUGGAAACCCGGUACCCUCGUGACACCUGGGAAGACCCUCGCAGCGGGGACCAGAGGCUCUCGCAUCCUGGGGCGGACCCGGCUGGUCUGCCCAUCCCACCUCCCCCCGCCACCCCACCAAGCUUCAGAAAAAACAGAGCAGCCGUCGCCCACCCCGCUCUCCCUCCAAAGGCUGAAGAAGCACUUUGGGGUGUUUUUCAGGGUCUUGGGACUUUGCGUGGAACGGACAGUGGCAGAGGCGUGGUAUGGUUUGGGGGCGACUUUUCUUUUUCAGAAGAUGGAGCACAGAUGUGGCCACAUCCGGAAGCUGCAGCUGCUCGAAUGCCUUCCCAGGCCCCCCUCCGCCCGCCCUCUCUCCUCGCUCUUUUUCUGCAUUCUUUCUGGCUGCCUGGGAAGCAUUGGGAACUGAGUGGCCAGGGGACCUUGGAAGAAAACCCUCGGAGUCCUGAUGUCCCCUCCCAGCCUCCACCCCUCCUCCACCCUGGUUCGCCCCGACGUCUUGGGGAAGGUAUAGACCCUGAGAAGCCCUGUUGUAUAUACACACCUGGGAGCCCCCCUCGUUCCUCGCUCUGCCUCCCUGGAGCCAUGGAUGGAUUUAGGAACUACUGCACCGUACAUUUUUCUGCCUUCCAGCUUCCGCACUAACUCGGGGGUCGGGGGGAAAAGGGAGGGUGUUCCACUCCUAACACCGUCCUUCGGUUCUUACAGAGUCACAGACUCAACCUGCCCGCUAUGUGUCCCGAGGUCUCUCUGCCCAGACCCUUUCCAGAAACUUCACGGGUAGAGAAGCCCAGGGCGGGCGAACGCAAGACCAAAUACCAUUUUGCCAAUGAGUCUGAGGCUGCGGUCUCCGGAUCCAGUCGUUAUGUUUUUAUAGAAUCAUUAAACCAGAUGCUAACGGUGUUUUAAAAAUAAUAAUAAUAAAACAUUUGCUUCCUUUUGGGCCA
This is a messenger RNA of Phacochoerus africanus (Common warthog), 2573 nucleotides long. It is a transcript of the gene SPRY4, whose product is annotated as sprouty RTK signaling antagonist 4. The record is from RefSeq and is a predicted model, not a curated record. Gene Ontology annotation, biological process: animal organ development; negative regulation of MAP kinase activity; multicellular organism development. The transcript is spliced from 2 exons. The coding region runs from base 698 to 1597 and encodes 299 amino acids. Gene Ontology annotation, cellular component: membrane; cytosol. Lineage: Eukaryota; Metazoa; Chordata; Mammalia; Artiodactyla; Suidae.